Molecule: messenger RNA, 905 nt
Organism: Galleria mellonella (greater wax moth)
Lineage: Eukaryota; Metazoa; Arthropoda; Insecta; Lepidoptera; Pyralidae
Exons: 2
Coding region: 340-894 (184 amino acids)
Source: RefSeq, a predicted model, not a curated record
AUUAAACACAACGGUUCAAUAGCCAUCUGUACUUGACGCUCGGGGAUUAAGUCUAAUAAUGGCUCAAAUUUAUAAAUUAUUUGGAAUCCUUUUAUUGCUUUUAUUUUUUGUACUUCAAAGUCAAACGAAACCAGUAGAAAAUAGUGGGGUAAUACCAGAUCAAGGUGAGAUGAUGGAGACUGCGGAGUCGCAAAACCCAUUUUUACCUCGUUUUGCUAUGAGGAGAUUAAAAGAGAGACGCCGACAAGCUCAAGCUGAAAGGAAAGCGUAUUUAGCACAAAGAAGAACUAAUCCACCCUGUACACGACGACAAAAGAUAAAAAUCGCAUACGCGUAAAUAUGAAGAUGCAAGUGAUUAUUCUGUUGGUGGUUUGUGUAGUCAGUGCCAUUGCAGAUCCUAUUUCAAAACAAAAACUUUCGGUCGAUAACAAGGAACCUUUGUCAGAAAGAAAAGCAACAGAAACAAAACACAGCGAAGGAUUGUUAAACAAUGUUGAACCAGAACAAAAGAACGACGCAGUGGGUACGGAUUUUGUAACAAAUGUUAAUGAUGAAAAUGGCGAAUACAGAGAUUCUAAUACGCAGAUUAUAAUCGAAAGUAUUGAUAGCUCAGUCGACGAGGUCACGUCGCCAUCUCCCAUGUUAAUCGAUAAUGACAUUGCGCUAAAUGGUGAUAUUUAUAGCAAUACACUAGUUAAUAACCCAGAUGAAAUAAUGGAAACAGCAGCCGGUUUCGUACCUAUUCCAAUAUUCAGUAAAAGACAAAAGGCACGUCGAAGAUUUGCAACACGACCUCAUUUCAAAAGAAACCCAUACGCAUAUAAGUACAGGGAAACGCAAUACUAUUAUCCUUAUUAUAGAUUUUAUUAUCCUAGCUCUCUAAAUUAUUAUUAAAUAGUCAUAUA